AUGCGAGCAUGGACCCGGAGGGCAUCGUAUAUCUCGAGGAGGUAUUUGUCAAGUGAAGUUGCCUUCAAGCAGGUCAGUGAUAUUGCCAAACAGCGAUCCUUUCCCCGGAAAUACAAUGAGCUAAAUCAUGUGGCUCCUACUGAAAUCGAUGAGAUCCUCGAUUCCUUGAAGCAUCAGGCCCCUAAAAAAGGGUUGAAAACAGAAAUAGCAGAGUUUAUCAACCCCCAGGAUCAACAUCUUACGAACUUACUUGCUAAAGUGGAGAAGAAUGAGUUUCCGGAAAAUUUACUAUCGGUGUUGGGCCACAAAUCAAAACAGGACUUUGCCCAGGAACUCAUUACCAAGAGUCUUUACCGCCGAUAUGUUGGUAGUAAGGUGUAUUCGUAUAAACCUCAGGAUACCACUAUCGACUUGUCAAACCCCGCCGAGUGGUUCCCUCAGGCACGUAAGAUGAAGCGAAAGAUCAUUAUGCACGUGGGUCCAACAAACUCGGGGAAAACUUAUAGAUCGCUUCAGAAAUUGGCUCAAGCUCAGCUGGGGUACUACGCUGGUCCGCUCCGGCUCUUAGCCCGAGAGAUCUUUGAGAAAUUCAAUAAUGAGAAUGUCCCCUGCAAUUUGAUUACUGGCGAAGAAGUGGUGCCUACUAUCGACAAGUAUGGUAAGACAAGUGAGAUAUCGCUGGGGACAAUUGAAAUGAUCCCUUUGAACAAGAAGAUGGAUGUCUGUGUUAUUGAUGAGAUCCAAAUGUUAGGAGACCCAAACCGGGGGGCUGCGUGGACAGCUGCAGUACUUGGGGUUCAGGCCAGUGAAAUCCACUUAUGUGGUGAGGAACUGGCAGUGCCAAUCAUCAAGCGCAUCUGUGAAGUCACUGGUGACGAGUUGGUAAUCAAAACGUUCGAACGGUUAGGUAAGCUUACUGUACAAUCAAACCUGUUGCGGUCGUACAGAGACCUCCAGCCAGGUGACUGUGUGAUUGCAUUCUCCAAACGGGCAAUCUUGGAGAUUAAACUCAAGAUUGAGAAGGAAACUCGGUUGAAAGUGGGGGUCAUUUAUGGCGCCUUACCUCCAGAAAUCCGGACUCAGGAAGCAUCCCGUUUCAAUCUGGGCAAGUAUGAUGUUUUGGUGGCCACCGACGCCGUUGGUAUGGGGCUCAACCUCCGUAUCAAACGGAUUGUGUUUUACUCGACUUCGAAGUUUGAUGGUAAAAACGUCAUCCCUUUAACCGUAUCGCAAACAAAACAGAUUGCUGGUAGAGCUGGUCGGUUUUCGAAAGAUAAAGGGGAGCUGGAAGGGUUUGUCACAGCCAUGAAUCGCCGUGACCUUCUUUUCAUCAAAAAGACGAUGAAGAAACCUAAUCAGGAUUUGGAACAGGCACGCGUGUGGCCGUCUAAUCAGAUAUGGAAGCAGUACAUGACGUAUUUCCCUCCUAAUACCCUGUUCUAUGAAGUACUUCUUAAGUUCAAGGAGGAAAUUGAGCCAACAUUGAACCAAGACUUUUGCGUGUCGGAAGUGGACCCUCGAAUUGCUGUGUUGGAGUUCUUUUUACGGCUGGACCUUUACAAACGAAUCACUGUCGAUGACCAGUUGACGCUUUCGUUGGCUCCCAUGCAAGCUCUGGGGAACAAAUCGGCGGAAGUGAUUCACACUUUCCUCACUGCCAUCGCCAACAAUACCCCGAAAAGCGUCUUCCAGUGUGACAUCGUUGACAAAAAGUUACUUUCCCGCUCAGCUCGGCCUCUGAUGCGUUUAGGAGACGCCAUGGGUACGUUGAGUGAGUUGGAGGAAAUGCACAAGUUGGUGUUGCUUUUCUUGUGGUUGAGUCAGAGAUGGCCAACUUUGUUCAUUGAUAAGGAGCUGGCUACCGACUUGAAGCUGUUGAUUGAAAAACGUAUUUCUCAAGAGUUGGACAUGACUCGCAAGCUUAAUAAGGCUCGUCGCCGGUAA
Messenger RNA from Diutina rugosa, 1944 nucleotides. RefSeq names its product ATP-dependent RNA helicase (gene SUV3). Gene Ontology annotation, biological process: RNA catabolic process; mitochondrial RNA 3'-end processing. Bases 1 to 1944 code for a protein of 647 amino acids. Gene Ontology annotation, molecular function: ATP binding; hydrolase activity, acting on acid anhydrides; RNA helicase activity. The record is from RefSeq and is a predicted model, not a curated record. Gene Ontology annotation, cellular component: mitochondrial degradosome. The transcript has a single exon. NCBI's taxonomy places the organism in Eukaryota, Fungi, Ascomycota, Pichiomycetes, Serinales, Debaryomycetaceae.